Drosophila busckii is the source of this 2237-nucleotide messenger RNA. RefSeq names its product polyadenylate-binding protein (gene pAbp). Gene Ontology annotation, molecular function: mRNA 3'-UTR binding; poly(A) binding; poly(U) RNA binding. The transcript has 6 exons. Gene Ontology annotation, cellular component: ribonucleoprotein complex; nucleus; cytosol. Bases 160 to 2073 code for a protein of 637 amino acids. The record is from RefSeq and is a predicted model, not a curated record. Lineage: Eukaryota; Metazoa; Arthropoda; Insecta; Diptera; Drosophilidae.
UUUCGCUUAGCACACGACUUAUCACAUAUUUUUUGUGAAGAAAAAAAUAUUAAAAAAAUAAAAAAAAAAAAUUAAAAAUAUAAAAAGUAACAAAAAAAAAUUGUAAAAAGUAGCAAAAAAUUCGAGCAAGAGUUGAAAACGAGGACCUAAUCACUAAAAAUGGCUUCUUUAUACGUGGGUGAUUUGCAUCAGGACAUCAACGAAGCGGGCCUGUUUGAGAAAUUCUCGACUGCUGGCCCAGUUUUGUCCAUACGAGUGUGUCGCGAUGUUGUUACACGUCGUUCUUUGGGCUAUGCUUAUGUUAACUUUCAGCAGCCAGCCGAUGCUGAGCGUGCAUUGGAUACAAUGAACUUUGAUUUGAUACGCAAUAAGCCCAUACGCAUUAUGUGGUCGCAACGCGAUCCCUCACUGCGCCGCUCCGGUGUUGGUAAUGUUUUUAUCAAGAAUCUGGACAAGGCCAUUGAUAAUAAGGCGAUCUACGACACUUUCUCGGCCUUCGGUAAUAUAUUAAGCUGCAAAGUUGCCACAGAUGAGAAAGGUAACUCCAAGGGCUAUGGCUUUGUGCAUUUUGAAACUGAGGAGGCCGCCAAUACGUCAAUCGAUAAAGUCAACGGAAUGUUGCUUAACGGUAAGAAAGUCUACGUUGGCAAGUUCAUACCGCGCAAGGAACGCGAGAAGGAGCUCGGCGAGAAGGCCAAACUCUUCACAAAUGUCUACGUAAAGAACUUUACCGAAGACUUUGAUGAUGAAAAGCUGAAAGAAUUCUUUGAACCAUAUGGCAAGAUUACCAGCUACAAAGUCAUGUCUAAAGAGGAUGGCAAAAGCAAGGGUUUCGGUUUUGUGGCCUUUGAUACCACAGAGGCUGCUGAGGCCGCUGUACAAGCGCUUAAUGGUAAAGACAUGGGCGAAGGCAAAUCAUUGUAUGUUGCACGUGCCCAAAAGAAGGCCGAGCGCCAGCAAGAACUGAAGCGUAAAUUCGAGGAGCUGAAGAAGAAACGCCACGAGUCAGUCUUUGGUGUGAACUUGUAUGUCAAGAAUCUGGAUGAUUCUAUUGAUGAUGAGCGCCUGCGCAAGGAGUUCUCGCUCUAUGGCACCAUCACAUCCGCCAAGGUAAUGACCGAUGAGGAGGGUCGCUCCAAGGGUUUCGGUUUCGUUUGCUUCAUUUCGCCCAAUGAGGCCACCUGCGCUGUCACCGAGCUGAACGGACGCGUUGUAGGCAGCAAGCCACUGUAUGUGGCAUUGGCCCAGCGCAAGGAGGAGCGUAAGGCACAUUUGGCAUCGCAGUAUAUGCGUCAUGUCACAGGUAUGCGCAUGCAGCAGUUGGGACAAAUCUUCCAGCCCAAUGCCGCCAGCGGCUUCUUUGUGCCUACCAUGCCGCCCAGCCAGCGUUUCUUCGGCCCACAGAUGACACCACAAAUGCGUUCCACACCACGCUGGGCACCACAAACUCGUCCGGCAACGGCGGUGCAAAGCGUGCAGGCCGGCGCUGCUUCCGCCACCGCUGGAGGCUUCCAGGGUGCAGCCGGUGCGGUGCCUACACAGUACCGCCAGUCUGCAGCCGGUGCCCGUGGCUCCCAGCCCCAGCAGGUGCAGGGCACGCAUGCCGCAGCUGCUGCCGCCGCGGCCAAUAAUAUGCGCAGCUCCGGAGCACGCGCCAUUACCGGACAACAGUCUGUUGGCGCUGUGCCCAUGCAAAUGCCAGGCGCAGGUGGUGCUCAGCAGCGUGCGCCCAGCUACAAGUAUACCGCCAAUAUGCGUAAUCCUCCAGUGCAGCCAAUGCAGCAGACGCAGCCCAUGCCACAGCAGCUGCAAGGCAAAAACCCUGAGAAGCUUAUUGCAUCGCUGUUGGCCAAUGCUAAGCCACAGGAGCAGAAGCAGAUUCUUGGUGAGCGUUUGUAUCCCAUGAUUGAGCGCAUGCAUUCCGCUUUGGCUGGCAAAAUUACUGGCAUGUUGCUGGAGAUUGAGAACUCUGAGCUAUUGCACAUGCUGGAGGAUCAGGAGGCACUCAAGGCCAAGGUUGAGGAAGCCGUAGCUGUGCUACAGGUUCAUCGCGUCACUGACCCAACUAACUAAAGCUCGAACUACAAAAGCGGAUUUCAAAUUAAUUUUUUUUUUAUUUUAAAUAUCACUCGACACCCAAAAUAUCUUUUUUCCCUUCACUAUAAAUUUUUUACACAAAACAAAUAUGAAUUCGCUGCAAUGGAUGCUCAAGCAAAGAAAUAACGCAGCGAAUAAAG